AUGUACCAAAGCCAGUUUCUGGAACUUCGGCAAAGACUACUGUAUGCUGAAAAGGAAAAUAAGAAAAGAUCGCACGAACUGAGCAGUGCCCUAGAUGAAAUCAAACGUGUAGUUGCAAGAAGAAUGAACUCGACGAGAAAUCAUACAGAUGAUACGAAGUGGAAAGUGUUAAACCUCACCAGAAAACUGCCCAUGCAUCUUACAAACAUGUACUACUAUCUACCUCACCUUCGAGAAUAUGAAGAUGCCAUUUUUCCAAAUGUUAUUUUUGGGCAACAGAGAACUGGAGUCUCACUGGUGAUGGGUAUUCCUACUGUGAAAAGGGAAAAACAACAUUAUCUGAUCAAUACGCUGCAUUCCCUGUUGUAUGAACUUCCCGAAGACCAAAAGAAUGACUGCGUAAUAAUCAUCUUUGUAGCAGAGGUGAGUGCAGAAUAUGUUAACAGCGUUGCAGAAAGUGUUAAAACCAGUUUCCCCCAAGAAAUCCAGUCUGGAGUCCUAGAGGUUAUUUCUCCACCUGCUUCUUAUUAUCCAGAUCUUUCCAACCUGAAGAAAACAUUUGGGGAUUCGGAGGACAGAGUAAGGUGGAGAACUAAACAGAAUUUGGAUUAUAGCUUUUUAAUGCUAUAUGCCCAACAUAAGGGAACAUUUUAUUUACAGCUGGAAGAUGAUAUCGUAGCCAAACCUGAUUAUAUUCAAAGUAUAAAAAACUUUGCUGCUAAACAGUCCCAAGAGUGGAUGAUUCUCGAGUUCUCCCAGCUUGGAUUUAUUGGAAAAUUGUUUAAAUCAGAAGACCUGCCACUCAUAGUGGAAUUUUUUCUCAUGUUCUAUAAAGAUAAGCCUAUAGACUGGCUUAUAGACCACCUGCUCUGGGUUAAAGUGUGCAAUCCAGAAAAGGAUGCGAUACACUGUGAAAAUGAAAAGGCAAAGUUACGUAUCCGUGCUAAACCAUCUCUCUUUCAGCAUGUGGGAAUUUAUUCAUCAUUGGCUGGGAAGAUACAGAAUUUGAAAGAUAAAGAUUUUGGCAAAAAUGUGCUACAUAAAGCACAUAAUAAUCCACCUGCAAAUGUGUAUACAAGCCUAAGAAUUUACCAGCAAUACACCUUGGAAAAUGUUUAUAAAGGAAAAGACUGUUUUUGGGCUUCAGCUCCAGUAGCAGGGGACUACAUCAAGUUCACCUUUUUGAAUCCACUAAAAGUUGAAAAGUACUUCUUCAGAAGCGGAAACAUGGAGCACCCUGGUGAUAAACUGUUUAACACUACUGUGGAAGUGUUGCCAGCUGAUGAAAUGCUAAGAAAAGAACUGAUUGACCAUGGAAGUAAACUUAACUACCCGGCAACCAAAGAUGGAUAUUUAAAAAUAGGGGCUUUUGAAAAUGGAAUUGCAGAAGGCACUAUCAAUCAGUCAAUAGGAAAAAUACAGGCUAUUCGUUUAUCGGUCAAUUCUGAUUCUCCUGUCUGGGCAAUACUUAGUGAGGUACUUAUCAAGACAUCUGAAAACUGA
Molecule: messenger RNA, 1503 nt
Organism: Balearica regulorum gibbericeps (East African grey crowned-crane)
Lineage: Eukaryota; Metazoa; Chordata; Aves; Gruiformes; Gruidae
Source: RefSeq, a predicted model, not a curated record